CUCUCCCAAUGUGGAAAGCCGCGUGAAAGUUGAUGGCAUCUCGGGAUAUGCACCUGAACGCACCACGGGCAAGGGACCACACACAUGUUGACCCCCCGCCGCUGCCUGUUAUGAUAGGGACCCCCCGCGUGGAUUCGGUCCCGUGAUGUGGGGGAGAAGACUCCCAUGGAUCCACGGUGCUGCCGCCAUCCUGCUGGCCGUCAUUACGAGCUCAUGCCGGGCUGUCACCCUGGAGUCCAUCCUGUGGAGCAGCGCCAACACAAAAUUUACUCCGGGUCGAGGUCUGGUCCUCUAUCCUCAAAUAGGAGACAAGAUGGACAUCGUCUGUCCCCGGGCGGACGCCUCCCUGGGGGAAAAGGAGGAGUUCUACCGAGUCUACCUGGUUUCCCGAAGUCAGAUGGAGAGCUGCUCCGUCAACAAGAAGGACGCGCCGCUGCUCAAUUGUGACAAACCGCACCGGGACGUCAAGUUCACCUUCAAGUUCCAGGAGUUCAGCCCCAACCUGUGGGGGCUGGAGUUCCUCAAGGGGAAGGACUAUUACAUCACCUCCACAUCUACAGGCUCCCUGCAAAGUGUGGACAACAUUAACGGAGGGGCGUGCAGGACCAGAUCCAUGAAACUGCUGCUGAGAGUCGGACAAAGUUCUUCAGAUCCUGGAUCGACACUUAGUGAGUCGCCAACUAGAUUCCCGCCAACACAAGCAAGGCCAAACGCAAAAGACAACAAUAUCAAGAACAACACAGACGCAGGCUCGGAAGCAGGGCAGCUCACCCCCGCCGGCAAUGGCGGCUCGCGGCCAGCGCUCCUGAUCUGGGUUGUCUCGGCCUGCGUGGUCCUCCUCCUCGUCGCCGGCCUGUCGCUGGCGCUGUGGAAGUGGCGCGGCUGCGGCCCGGAUCGCCAGCGGUCGGCGUCCGUGUCCCUCAACACUUUGGCCGUGCCCAAGCGGGACAGCAUCAGCAGCGACAACAUGGGCUCCGACCGCAGCGAGGUGGUCUUUCCCCUGCAGGCCUCCGACGGCAGACUCUGCCGACAUUUUGAGCGCGUGAGCGGCGACUACGGAGCGCCGGUGUACAUAGUGAAGGAGAUGGCGCCUCAGAGUCCCACCAACGUUUACUACAAAGUCUAAUCAGGAUCGGGAACGGCAGGCUUGGCUCAGUCAGAGAGGAACACAUUUGGUCUUUUGAUUUAAAAAUGCUUCAAAGACAUCUAGUUAACAUUGACAGGCAGUUCGUAAUCUGGCGAUUAUUUCGUCCGAUUAUUCGGAUAAUCAGAUAAAACACACUUUAUAAUUGAAGUAGACAACCAGCUCAAAAAGUGUGUAGUCUGAAUUAUGGCUACAGCAAUUGUUUACUUUAUUAAAUCGAUAAAUUAAUCGAUUAUUUUGUCCGAUUAAUCGAAUAUUCGGAUAAACACACUUUAAAGUUUGAGUAAACAACUAGCUCAAAUAGGUUCAUUAUGUCUUAUUUGAAAUUUGUCUCAAUUGUCUUCUAGAGUACAACAUCUUCAGUACAAUAGAUUUUUACGAUCGAUUAAUAGUUGCAGCCUUUUUCUUUGCUCGUAAAAUUAUUCUGAUUUGACUUAAAAAAAUGUUUUAAAGGUUUAUUUAACAUAUACAAGCAGUUUGUGUAUGGC
Entelurus aequoreus (snake pipefish) is the source of this 1632-nucleotide messenger RNA. Its product is annotated as ephrin-B2-like. The transcript has 5 exons. NCBI's taxonomy places the organism in Eukaryota, Metazoa, Chordata, Actinopteri, Syngnathiformes, Syngnathidae. Gene Ontology annotation, cellular component: plasma membrane. Gene Ontology annotation, biological process: blood vessel morphogenesis; ephrin receptor signaling pathway; axon guidance. Gene Ontology annotation, molecular function: ephrin receptor binding. The coding region runs from base 146 to 1126 and encodes 326 amino acids. The record is from RefSeq and is a predicted model, not a curated record.